AAUCGCGCCUCAGUCCAUCUAGAGGCGGAAGUGACGACUGCUUCGUAGCCAUCGUCCGCUGCUGCGAGGCUGAAGUCGGGGUGGAUUGUUCUUCUGGAGCCGCUGGUCCGUCACUUCUCAGGUAUCUCCGAGAGCGCAGCAAGGCUGAACUGUAAAGAAUGGAAGCUCAUACAUCUGCCGACAUGUUUUCAAAAGUCCUGGAAAAUCAGUUGCUUCAGACCACUAAACUAGUGGAAGAACGUUUGGAUGCUGAAAUUCAGAAAAUGGACCAGAUGGACGAGGAUGAACUGGAACUUCUCAAAGAAAAGAGACUUAAGGCCCUAAAGAAAGCUCAGCAGCAGAAACAAGAAUGGCUUUCAAAAGGACAUGGGGAAUACAGAGAAAUCCCUAGUGAGAGAGACUUCUUUCAAGAAGUCAAGGAGAGUAAAAAUGUGGUUUGCCAUUUCUACAGAGAUUCCACAUUCAGGUGUAAAAUACUAGACAAACAUUUAGCGAUAUUGUCCAAGAAACACCUGGAGACCAAAUUUUUGAAGCUGAAUGUGGAAAAAGCACCUUUCCUUUGCGAGAGACUGAAGAUCAAAGUCAUCCCCACACUAGCACUGGUGAAAGAUGGGAAAACGCAAGAUUACGUCACUGGGUUUACUGACCUGGGAAAUACAGAUGACUUCACCACGGAGACUUUAGAGUGGAGGCUUGGUUGCUCUGAUAUUAUCAAUUACAGUGGAAAUUUAAUGGAGCCACCAUUUCAGAGCCAAAAGAAAAUUGGAACAAACUUCACAAAGCUGGAAAAAAAAACUAUCCGAGGAAAGAAAUAUGAUUCGGACUCUGAUGAUGAUGAUUAGGGAGCAGUUAUAAUUCUUUGUAAAUUGUCUUUUUAUUUCUGCUUAUUUUAGAAUUAGAUGUGUUUUCUAAGUUUUUUUUUUGUUGGUUUUGAUCCAUUGGUCUUCUAAUGGUCAUAUUCUAGUUUUAUACAGUUGCAUCACAUUGAAAGACAUCUUUAAUAUUUUCUGUGUGGAGCUCACGAUUAAAUGGAGGGAAACUGCUGAAUUCUUAAAUUAUCUGGGUGGGAUCUGAAUUCUCUAUUUUUGCAAUUGCUUUUAUCACAAUAUGAUUUUCACGCCUUUAUACCAUUGACAGUUGUGUUUUUAAUUCACUGGAUUGGAAACAAUUCAAGGAACUAUUUCAGGACUAAUUCACAUGCAUUAUUUACUUUAUACAACAGGUCAAGUAACAGUUACUGGUGUAACAGACUGCACUUGUAAAUGAAUGAUAAACACUUCAUGUCUGGAAUAUGUUUGCCUAACUUAAAGAACUGCUUAUUUA
Messenger RNA from Pipistrellus kuhlii (Kuhl's pipistrelle), 1323 nucleotides. It is a transcript of the gene TXNDC9, whose product is annotated as thioredoxin domain containing 9. Lineage: Eukaryota; Metazoa; Chordata; Mammalia; Chiroptera; Vespertilionidae. Gene Ontology annotation, cellular component: cytoplasm. The transcript has 5 exons. The record is from RefSeq and is a predicted model, not a curated record. Gene Ontology annotation, biological process: microtubule cytoskeleton organization. The coding region runs from base 159 to 842 and encodes 227 amino acids.